AAGUCUUGCCCUUUGAACGUUUGCUGCUCACGAUUCGGGUACUGUGGAAUAGGGUCUGAUUUCUGUUCUAACGGAUGCCAGAAUAAUUGUGUCCUGAAACCUGCUGUACCAGCCGGUAGAAACUCAGGCAGUGUGCUCAACAAGGUGAUUGGGUACUAUGAAGGAUGGACAAACGCACGCACUUGUUACGCAUUUCCUCCAAGCUCUAUUCCUACUGAUGGGCUCACACAUGUUAACUUUGCAUUCGCCUACAUUGACCCAGAGACGCAUCAGAUCAGCGUCAUGAGGUCUGACAUGCCAAUCUCUCUGUUUACUGAAACAGCUGAUCUCAGAACUCUCAACACUGGCGCUGGUGAUGUCGAAAUCUUUGUUUCCAUUGGCGGAUGGUCGUUCUCAGAUAACUUUACGGCUACUCAGCCAGUUUUCUCUGACAUUGCAGCAAGCGACACAAACCGGAAGAAAUUCGCCAAUAAUUUGGUCAGUUUUCUAAAAGAAUACGGGUUUGACGGUGUGGAUUUUGACUGGGAAUAUCCCGGAGCUCCCGACAGAGGUGGUAGGAAAGAAGACACGGAGAAUUAUGUCCUUCUCUUGCAGGCUGUGCGGGAAGCUUUUGAUGAUUCCUAUAGGUCAUUUGGGAUCACGUUUACAGCCCCCAGCUCCUACUGGUAUUUACAAUGGUUUGAUCUUCCAGGCAUGAUGAAGUACGCAGAUUGGAUCAACCUCAUGACCUAUGAUCUCCAUGGAGUUUGGGAUUCAACGGAUCCUAUUGGGAGCAUUGUACAGGCGCACACUAACCUUACUGAGAUCAAAGCAUCAAUAGAUCUUCUCUGGCGAGUGAACGUUCCCCCCGAGAGAGUCAUCAUUGGUCUCGGCUUCUAUGGCCGUUCUUUCACGUUAUCGGAUCCGUCUUGCGCAUCACCAGGUUGCCCAUUCUCUAGUGCUGCGGCUCCAGGCACAUGCUCAAAUAAUGCCGGUACACUAGCGUACUUCGAGAUCAUGGACAUUCUCGAAAAGCAGAGCCCUGAUGUGAUUUGGGACAAGACCAGCGCAGUCAAAUAUUUCCAAUAUGGAGCUAAUAGAGAUCAAUGGGUAAGCUACGAUGACAAGGAAACAUUUGCGCAAAAUAUAGAAUACGCCAACAGCGUUGGACUUGGAGGGGUGAUGGUUUGGUCCGUUGACCAGGACGACAUGCAUUUCAACGCUCUCAGGGGCCUCCUUGGCAAAGAUAUCAGCGGUAUUACCAGGAAUUCGGUCAUUUCCACUUCAGUAGCUGGUAGCUGGGCUAGUCAAAAUGGUCAACACUGCACCCAAACAGAUUGUCUCAGUGACUCGGACAUCGGAUCGUGGGGCAGUGGCUUUGCCAUCGCACCCAACGGCGGUCCGUUCAAGGAUAGCUGUGGAAGUGGGAAGAUUGGCUCCUGUGCCUGGUCUAAUGACGUUUCCUGUCCAUCUGGAAAGACUGGGGUUGCUAAAAGAAUCACCUAUGAGUCUGGUCCUACUGAAACUGUGGAUAAGGAUGUGAUCACAAUACACCAAACCUAUUGCUGUGAUUCCAGUUUCGAUGCUUGUCAUUGGAUUGGGAAGGGUACCUGCGACCAAAAUCAAUGCGCCGAUCUCUUACUCACUUCAUUUGCUGACAAAAUUCCCAAGUUCCCAACUUUACCACCCACUACCAACGUCCCAAAUUUCCACGUUGCGUCCAUUCAGAACUCGCCAUCAUCUUCUGGCUCAGACACUGUUAUUGGUGCUUUUGGGAUGGUGGUAAUCGACGGACCGCCAGACGUAGUGACUAGUCUUGCUGCACGGGACGAAUCACAUAUCCAAUUUUUAGAUUGUGAGCCGACUGAGAAGCGCGAUGGCAAGUCCAUCUACACAACUCGUUACAUUUGUAUGAACGACUCACCGCAAUCCAACUGCGGUGCAGUUCAUGAGGGUGGAGCCAAAGGCACCAUUGUGAAGCUCCCCGAGGGCUGUGGCUUCGCAACAUAUGGCGUCGUUAAAGAUAUCCGGUUAUCAACUAACCACACCGUUGACCACAAUUUACGGAAAAGAGCCCCAUCACCCAAUCCUGUGGUGUACGAAAUGGAUAUUUCAUACGACUAUUCUCUUGUCAAGCGUGACUCUGGAACUGUGUAUGUUCGUAUCGACUACGGUGACAGCCUUGGCUACUGGAAUGACAUUGUGUUAGGAAAAGCCAUUACGAAGAGAGGCAUGAACGAAUCCUUCGAUAAGCGUUUCUGGAGCCCAGAUCCGAAAACAUGGUUAGAAGAGCUUGCUCCAAUUCGCCUCAACGGUCAGCCUGCAGCGUACUCGCUAGAUCUGGAGCAGGAAGAUUUUUACCAACUUUUGUAUUCCCAAGACGAUUCAGCCAAAUGUGGUGGAAAAGAUGGCUUCAUGUCUAUUGAACUAGAUGGUUCAGUGAAAAAUGGAAUUCGAUUUGGGGUAACUAUGGUGGGGACGAUCGCUCCUGAAAUCAGCUUCGAAGAAGCGUAUGGGUUUUUCGAUGUCGACAUGAAUCUUACAGGUCGACUCAUGAUUAAUGGACAGGCCUCCAUCAACAUUGUUGGUAGUACAAAGCCUGGGUCUGUUUUUGCAACAGACCUUUCGAACUUUGGAUUUAGUGAACCAGGAAUAGUUUCAUUCACUCCCAAGAUGAACAUUGACGCGAGCAUGACCGGAAAUGGCCAGAUUUUCUCCGACCUCGUCCUUUACUUCAAUUCUGGAACCGAUGGCUAUGCACGAACAAACGCACCGUUGUCGCUAGGCGAAUUUCAAGGUGAUCUGGCCCGUCAUACAGGAUCCGAUCGUGGGUUCGGGUUUGCUGGUGGUUUGACCGGGUCCACGUCAGAACCUUUGUCCAAGAGAAACUCCGACACGACACUAUUGGGGGUGUAUCUGGAUAUGCGAACAUGGCUUGAUAUCGAUGUUUUCGGCAUGGGUACGAACGUGGAAGCCGCAGACGCAAAGUUUUCGGUAGAUGUUGGACACUAUUUUCGCAUUAUCAGCAGCAGCAGCAGCGGCAAUAUUAGUGUCAUCGGUGGUGAUAGCCAGGUCGGUGUUGAGGUUUAUUCCAGUGGAAUCUCGUCGGAAUGGGAGAAAGAUGACACAAGCCAUCUGGUUGGCUCUCCUGGAAUGCCAUUCAUUUAUAUGACCGGUCCUUCAUAUGCUGCGCCUUCCCGUACACCUCCCGACUGGGGCAGCGAUGGUGUAAUCGAUGGUGAUUACUUUGGCUGCACUAAUAAUGGUACGAAGCAGCUUAGGUGCUACGCGAGCAGUAAUAUGUCAAAAUUCGAUCCAGAUUGGCUCAUUGAUCCAGAAGAUGGCAAACCCAUCGAAAACGAGAAAACAACGAAGCGGGAUUCUUUUCCAUUCUCUGAGCUCCCAAUGGAACCAAGGGGCACUGGAAGUUCAAGAGAGUUUACCGUCACAACUCCUUCUGGCGCCACCUUCACUAUCGUUUCUCAUACAUAUCCAAAUGGGCAAAACGGUCUGUUUCUCCUGAGUGUCAAUCAAAACGCAGGCUAUUAUGAAUUAUCCAAUCCACUGAACUGCCAAGAUAUAACCGUUACUUCUGCUGGUGACCCAAAUUCUAGCUAUGUGACGGAACAUAUUGUCGAAUUAAGCACAUUUGGUCUGAUACUCGAAUGGAUGAUGCGUGGCAACUUCACUCAAAGUGACGGCACCGUUAUAAGAAGUUCUUUCACACCGGUUCGUGAAGAUGUAUUGAAUGUUUCAAGUAUCUUUCAGACGCCUUGGAAUCAAUGGUCAACUGUGAAUUCCGCAUCAACCCCGAUGGAUGACAUCUGGACCGCAUUUGGUGAUAGAACAAAUCCUAGCGUGCUUGUCAACUGCGAGAGUAAUUUCAACGGCGUCAAGAUGCAGAUUUGGCGAGGGAAUAACCCUAUGGCAGACACAACCUGGGAUGGAAACGACUUUGAUGAUACAAGCGAGAGAAGCGGCUACUUUUCAGCUCAGGGCGGCUUGUCCACCAUUCGUCUUGCAACUGCAAUUUUCUCCUACCUGAAUGAGCAGACAAUUCAUGCUAAUAUGGUGACCAUUUUGAAUUCCAUGCAUUCGACAUUCCAACGAUUUGAUCGUGAGGUCGCACCCACACUCGCUAUUAAUUCAGCGGGGAUUUUUUCGGAGUUCGUCUACUAUGUGCUAAUUCCAAGGCUUGAAGCAGUGCAGUCGUGGGCGGAAGAUCGCAUUCGAGGGAUGAUGAACGCGUGGCAGGCCGUACCAACAUCCUCCGCACAAGCGGAAGAUGCGCGAGAGAUAUUGGCAGCACUUGAAAAUCUCCUAGAUCAGAUGGAGGAUGCAAUUCUGAUUGAUACCGAAGGAUUUGACUUCAAACCACCUUCUCCUACAAGACGGGAUCAGGGCAAGCGCUCAUCGACAGGCGAGGCUACCAAUUAA
Trichoderma virens Gv29-8 is the source of this 4416-nucleotide messenger RNA. RefSeq names its product glycoside hydrolase family 18 protein (gene TVC5). Gene Ontology annotation, molecular function: chitin binding; hydrolase activity, hydrolyzing O-glycosyl compounds. The annotation marks the transcript as partial. Lineage: Eukaryota; Fungi; Ascomycota; Sordariomycetes; Hypocreales; Hypocreaceae. The transcript is spliced from 9 exons. The record is from RefSeq and is a predicted model, not a curated record. Gene Ontology annotation, biological process: carbohydrate metabolic process.